GUUAUACUUGAUUUUGUGCCAUCUAGUGUGAUUGAGGAGUGUACUUUCUACCGGAUAGACUUAUGUAUAUCUUCAUAGUUAAAUAUCUUUCAUUAUAAUAACGUUGUAUACAUCUACAUUUUUACGUAUAUAUUGUGCAGUACAUAGCUUCUUAGUUGAUCGUUCUUAGUUGAGCAGACUUGAUGUUUCCACCGGAAUUCUUUAAGUGACGGACAAAGACAAGAUGUCAGUUGAGAAAGAAGGCACGAGUUUGAAUGUCACUACUGAAGUUGUGACAGAAAACAAUGACAAACUACAACUUAUUAAAGGUGCAGCUUUCCUGACGACUGUCGCUUCUGCCGGGAUGAUAGCAGGUUUCGGCUCCACAUUAGCGUUGGUUAAAAAAAAGAAUCCAGGGUGGUUUACCAAGGGAACGAUGCCAACGGUUGCAGUGCCGGAGACGGGGGCGUCCCUGGCUCUCCGGGCCCUUGGCUGGGGCUCUCUUUACGCCUGGUGUGGAGUUGGCCUGCUCGGCUUGGGGGUCUGGAAAGCCAUGGGGGUCCAUAGCCUAACAGAAUUCAAGAAGAAGAUGCAGACAAUUUUCCCGGCUAUUCCCAAAAACGAGGAAAGACCUGAAAACUCGCUGGAAUGGGACUCUCUCUUCCAGUCUAAAGAGGACUGAGGAAAACGACGGGCCUAGCAUUCGCUCUCCCUCUCUGGCUGAGGGCAGCAUCUAAGCCACUGUGGAAUGGUCUCUGAGCUCAAUAAGACUCAUCUUAAGCCAGUGAAGAGAGUACCUGCCUGACGCGUCAGGAAUGCCCAGGCUGUUGGGAGCGAGGUUUCAUGGGUAACAUCCCUUGGGUUAUGUGUCGUUUUAAUGUUUAAACUCACAAAAGUCCUGGGCGGUCUUUUACUAGGACAGUUAUCUUAUAUGCCGCUAUGUUGGUGUUAUUCAGCUAUACACUGUCUGCGAUUCAUUUUUGGUUGGUUCAUGCAUUACCUUAUGAGGGCUCACGUUGGCCUGCAUUCAUCGGAGAGCGAGAUGCUGUGCUGGCUUCCUGAAUACACCGUCUAAAAUGUCAGCAGCAGGCUGUUUUGAGUUUACCGCAGAGUUAACGACAAACUCUCGGGCUAGUACAAACAUAGGCAGCCAGACCCUGGCUUUCUGAUAUUUGUGCAUCAUGUCUGGUGAAGAGAUCUUAUGACUUAGUGUAAUUUCUCAUGAAGGCCACAAGAUGGAUUGGUUAUCUUCACAGUCUGUCAAGAUGUAAUUAUCACUUGGUUUUGCUCUGCGAUACGUCAAAUGAGUUUGUGGUUUUGAAAACGGCGCAGGCUGUACAGAGGUCUGGCUUUUCGUGAACAGACUGAACAAUUGUCCAAUGCAACACCUAUAAAUAAAUGUUUGCCAUCAGCGAUUCACAUAAAAGACAAGUAUCAAAGCAAGAACAGACAUCUUCUUAAACCUUCUGGCUCACUGUACAACAAGGACUGUGUACAAAUUCUCCAAGCGUGUACGUCAUCCUUAACGUGUUGGUGAGACCGCUGCCCCAGACUUUUUGUGAACAUUGGUGCCUUAAAGUAGCCUACGUUUCAGAACGUCAGAGUCAGUGGUCACAAGCUGAGCUUCUACGUAUAGGGAUCAUCUGCUGGGAUGUUAUUUUUGUUGUUCAUAUUUUUAUUCCAUGUCUGCUGUUCUAAAUAAACUUGUCUUGAGAUUG
This is a messenger RNA of Esox lucius (northern pike), 1697 nucleotides long. RefSeq names its product transmembrane protein 242 (gene tmem242). NCBI's taxonomy places the organism in Eukaryota, Metazoa, Chordata, Actinopteri, Esociformes, Esocidae. Bases 224 to 661 code for a protein of 145 amino acids. The transcript has 4 exons. The record is from RefSeq and is a predicted model, not a curated record.